CAAUCGGGUGCUUUUGUCCUUCUUACUCGCGUCAUUUGCGUUAGCUCUAGUGCUACUUUCCAACAUGUCGGCUGUGUGUGUGCUCCCCAUGUGUUUACGGGCGAGCCGGGGCCUCCUUCGGCUCAGGAGCGCGGCGGCGGGUGCCUCCGCCCCAGCCAUGGUGGACGUCAUCCGGACAUUGUCCACGGACAAGCCGCCGGCCGCAGCGGGGAGUGCGACGGGCGGGUUAGCUCAGGCGAUCCUCCAGGAGAGACUCCAGCAGCAGCAGCAGCCGACACAGGGUCAGCCUCCUCCAGAGGGAGGGGAGGGCGAGAGGGAGGGAGAGAAGGCCGAGGACAGGAAGCAGAAGGAGAACACGGCCUACGCCAAGAAGAUGGUGCUGCGGUUGGCGGGAUUCAUGGGAGUCGGCGGCGCGGUCGCCAUCGUUUAUAUAUUCGGCACAAAUUCAGUGGAUGAACAAGGAAACACAAUUCCAGAUGAGUUCGACAAAGACCCUCCAGUCAUCCAACAGUUACGAAGAACCUACAAAUACUUUAAGGACUACAGACAGAUGAUCAUCGAGCCAACGAGCCCAAAGCUGCUGCCCGACCCCCUGAAGGAGCCGUACUACCAGCCUCCUUACACGCUGGUGCUGGAGCUCACCGACGUCCUGCUGCACCCAGAGUGGUCGUUGGCAACGGGUUGGCGCUUUAAGAAACGUCCGGGCAUUGAUUACCUGUUCCAGCAGGUGGCGCCGCUCUACGAGAUCGUCAUCUUCACCGCAGAGACUGGCAUGACGGCGUAUCCUCUGAUCGACAGCAUCGACCCUCAGGGUUUCGUCAUGUACCGUCUCUUUAGAGACGCAACACGUUACGUGGAGGGACAUCAUAUCAAGGACGUCUCGUGUCUGAACCGCGACAGCAGUAAGGUCAUCGUGGUGGACUGUAAGCGGGAGGCGUUCAGCCUGCAGCCUUUCAACGGCCUGGCUCUGAAGAAAUGGGACGGAAACUCUGAGGACCGAACGCUCUACGACCUCGCCAACUUCCUCAAGACCAUCGCUAUGAGCGGCGUGGAUGACGUGCGUUCGGUGUUGGAGAACUAUGCGCUGGAGGAAGACCCCAUCGAGGCCUUCAAGCGCCGACAGGCUCAGCUGGCACAGGAGGAGGAGCAGCGUCUGUCCGAGCUCUCCCAGCAGAAGAAACAGGGACUCUCAAUCGGCUCCAUCGCCUCACGGUUUUGGCGCUCCAAGCAGCAGUGAGCCCCGCCCCCUCCUCGCUUUCAACCCAUCACUUGUCCAAGGUGAGAGGAG
Molecule: messenger RNA, 1288 nt
Organism: Oreochromis aureus
Lineage: Eukaryota; Metazoa; Chordata; Actinopteri; Cichliformes; Cichlidae
Gene: timm50
Product: translocase of inner mitochondrial membrane 50 homolog (S. cerevisiae)
Exons: 11
Coding region: 65-1237 (390 amino acids)
Molecular function (GO): phosphoprotein phosphatase activity
Source: RefSeq, a predicted model, not a curated record